Messenger RNA from Aspergillus neoniger CBS 115656, 1494 nucleotides. Its product is annotated as DUF4470 domain-containing protein. The record is from RefSeq and is a predicted model, not a curated record. The transcript has 7 exons. Lineage: Eukaryota; Fungi; Ascomycota; Eurotiomycetes; Eurotiales; Aspergillaceae. The coding region runs from base 1 to 1473 and encodes 490 amino acids.
AUGGAAGCGCCAAGAUUUGUCUGCGGCAACUUAGAGUACGACACGUCUGGUUGCAAAAGAGAGGGGAGAUUCGCGUGCAAGGGCUGCCGUCUCGUAAAUGUGCGUUCAGCCAUGAAAAUGCCAAAAGCCUAUUGGCCUCAACUUAAGUUAGCCUGCAUGUCACCACUGGGGCAGGGAACGUGGCAGCCGGCUUGGGCUCUUGAAAGUCGACUGCCUUCAUUUGUUCAAGGGCCCCUUAACCAAUUUAUUGGACCGAAUAAACACCUGUGGGGCAAUACUCCUGCGAUUGACGUCCUUCAGCUUGACUCAAAUGAAGGACGUGACUAUGAUCAUGAUCUCCGUCUCUUGUUUGCCGGUAUCUCGGGAGACCUCCGGAAUUUCAUUGAAACAAUCGCUCAGCUCCCGAAGAGCUAUGAUCGCUCACUUGAUGUUGUAGCCCGCAAUGUUAUUAUGCUCCUUCUUCUUCUCAGUAUGGACGAAGACGAUGCAACAAUCGACUGUAUCAUUCGCUUCUGCUGCUUGGGCGCCCGUGUACGUCCUCUAAUCCAGGGCUUCUGCGAAACGAUCAAGGAUGCCACACGGGGAAGCCCCCAUACCCAAGACGUGGCAUUCGGGAAGCGCUCUUUGAAAGUCACCCUAAGCAAGCAAUCCUGGUAUCGCCUCUUGACGUAUUUCCAUGUGCCGACAAAAUUGACGGUUGAACACGCACGAAGCAUCCGUACGGCCAACACCUUAGCUGAAUCGAGGAGAGACGUUCGUGAUAAUUAUAUGUCCUGUUUGCCACCCUCCCAUCGCAUCACUUCUUACAAAUUUCGGAAAAUUGGUGUCCUGCUCCCAUUUGAUUUUCCGCGUCAUGAAUUUCGAGUGCCGAACCCACUUUCGUCAGUCGUGUUUCAGACUUGGAUUCUCUCGCUCACCUUGCCUCAACUAGAUGCCAUGAAGCUCCCAAAUCACUUUUAUGACAAAAGUUUCGAUCGCAUCGAAGUUUCCAAUAUUGCGGACCAAGAGUUUCUGGGAAUCCACAUGACGCUAUAUGCGAUGGCGCCCUUGCUUCGAAACACCGUGGAAAAUCCGCAUGCUACCCUUAUUACUCUAUUUCUCAAUGCUAUUCAGGAAUCCUUGACCCACAAGGAACACUCAAGAGAAAUGCUCAAGGCUCAUACCAACAAAUAUCUCUCCCAGUAUCUUUUUCGCAAGGAGAAAAGGAUUGCGGUGAACGAUCCUAGGCUCAUCCAAUUGGCGAUGGCUCUGCCCAUGGUCGAGAACCACGAGCACGUUUUUCAACGCUUUUUAGCCAAUCACAAAUUGCAUGACGUUCCCAAACUAAUAGGGAUGGCUAUGAAGGAAAGUCAUACGAUCGUGGAAAAAUGGCCUUUCAGAUUGAAGCUUCGGCCUGAUCAAGCAGGCGCACAAGCAGAAUUCGACCGAUGCAUAACUAGGGGUGUGACGUGGAGGGAGUUCUACCUGGAAUGAGAAAAGCUACCCGGCUGGGAG